Pistacia vera is the source of this 2691-nucleotide messenger RNA. RefSeq names its product putative disease resistance protein RGA3. The coding region runs from base 1 to 2691 and encodes 896 amino acids. The transcript is spliced from 2 exons. Gene Ontology annotation, molecular function: ADP binding. NCBI's taxonomy places the organism in Eukaryota, Viridiplantae, Streptophyta, Magnoliopsida, Sapindales, Anacardiaceae. The record is from RefSeq and is a predicted model, not a curated record. Gene Ontology annotation, biological process: defense response to other organism.
AUGGCUGAAGCAAUUGUUUCCGCUGUCUUGGAGCAACUGACUUCAAUCAUUGCUGAAGGGAUACAACAGGAGGUGAAGCUAGUUGUUGGUGUCGAAAAAGAAGUCAAAAAGCUUAGGAGCAAUCUUGAAGAUAUUGAAGCUGUGCUUGUUGAUGCAGAGGAAAGGCAAGUGAAGGAGAAAGCUCAAAUUGAGGGAGCUGAAGAUGCUGGUGUUCCUAAGAAGAAGGUGUGUUUCUUCUUUCCCUCCUCUUGCUUUUCAUUCAAACAAGUUAGUUUACGACGUGACAUUGCAAUGAAGAUAAAAGAUGUAACUGAAAAUCUAGACGGCAUUGCGAAACAAAAAGAUAUGUAUACUUUUAACAGGAUUAGAAGUGUUGAAAAGUCUGAACGAGUACAAAGUACCUCGUUUGUUGAUGUGUUUGAGAUAUGUGGUCGAGUUGAGGAAAAGAGUAUUUUAGUUCCUAAGCUGUGUGAGAAUAGUGAACAACAACUUCCUAUCAUCUCUAUUGUAGGGAUGGGAGGCAUUGGAAAAACAAUUCUUGCUCAAUUUGCUUAUAAUGAUGAUAAAGUAAUAAAUAGUUUUGACAAAAGAAUGUGGGUAUGUGUAUCAGAACAUUUUGAUGAGUAUAGAAUUGCCACAGCAAUCAUUGAGGCUUUAGAGGAUUCUCCUUCAAAUUUAGCAGAAUUAGAUUCACUUCUUCGACAUAUUAAUAGAUCUAUUGUGGGAAAGAAAUUCUUUUUGGUGUUAGAUGAUGUGUGGAAUGAAGAUUACAAAAAAUUGGAACCAUUGUAUCAUUGCUUGAAGAAUGGUCUCCAUGGAAGUAAAAUUUUGAUUACCACACGUAAAGAGUCGGUUGCACGUAUGAUGGGAUCAAUUGAUAUUAUCAAUGUUAAGGAGUUGCCUGAUGAAGAAUGUUGGUUGUUGUUUAGGCGAUUAGCAUUUUUUGGUAUGCCUCAAGUGGAGUGUCAAAAAUUUGAAGAGAUUGGUAGACAAAUUUUAAGUAAGUGCAAAGGUUUGCCUCUUGCUGUGAAGACUAUCGGGAGUCUCUUGCGCUUUAAGAAACACAGGGAAGAGUGGCAAAGUAUCUUAGAGAGUGAAUUAUGGAAACUUGAAGAGUUUGAAAAAGAUAUUUUUCAGCCAUUAUUAUUGAGUUAUAAUGAUUUGCCUUCUAUGAUAAAACGAUGUUUCAUAUAUUGUGCCAUCUUUCCAAAGGACUACAACAUAAGAAGAAAAUAUUUGAUUCAAUUAUGGAUGGCUCAAGGAUAUCUUAAAGGAGAAGGAAAUGAUGUAAUGGAGAUAAUUGGUCAAAACUAUUUUGACUACUUAGCAUCACGCUCAUUCUUCCAGGAGUUCAAAAAAGACGAUAAGAAUAAUAUCUUUAAAUGUAAGAUGCAUUAUUUAGUACAUGAUUUUGCUCAAUUCUUGUGUAAGAAUGAAUGUCUCCACAAAGAAGUUAAUGGUCUUAAUGAACCAAUCAUAAACUCUUCUUAUCAUGAGCAAGUUUGUCACUUGAUAGUUACAAUUAAUGAAGAGGAUUCAUUUCCUAAUUCUGUUUUUAGUCUUAGAAGGAUGCGCAGUUUCUUAUAUAAUUUUGAAGAUUCCCAAGUUCAAUUGACUCCUAAUAUUUUACCAAAAUUAUUUGAUGAAUUGACGUCUUUAAAGGCAUUAUCCAUAGGUCCAUCGUGGCGGCAUGAACAUGUGAUUGAAGACAUCCCUAAAGAGGUUAGAAAAUUGAUACAUUUGAGGUAUCUUAAUUUGAGUUUUUUACGGAUCAGAAAACUUCCUGAAGCAUUAUGCGGAUUAUAUAAUCUGCAAAUUUUGGACAUUAAUCAAUGCAGAGAACUGGAAGAAUUACCUCAAGGGAUUGGAAAAUUAAUAAAACUAAGGCAUCUAGAAAAUUAUGGGACUACAUCAUUAAGAAACAUCCCUAUAGGAAUUCAAAGAUUGACUAAUCUCCGAAUCUUAAGGGAAUUCGUGUUAAGUGGUGGUGGUGGUAAUGGUGACAAAGCAUGCAGCCUUGAAGGUUUGAAAUACCUUGACCUCUUUGAAGAGUUGUAUAUAAGAGGGUUGGGAAAUAUAUCAGAUGUGAAUGAGGCUAAAAGAUCAAAAAUUAAGAAUCAGAAAAAUCUCCUUCAUUUGACUUUAGAUUUUAGAAAAGAUGAAGGAGAGAGGAGGAAUGAGGAUGAUGAAGCACUUCUUGAAAUCCUACAACCAUCUUUAAAUUUGGAGAAAUUACGGCUAGAUAAAUACAGAGGCAACACUAUUUUGCCCAACUGGAUGAUGUCCUUAACUAACCUCAGUCACUUAACAUUCCGUAACUGCGUAAAUUGCACGCAUUUGCCUUCCUUGGGAAAAUUGCCAUCCCUUGAAUCGUUAUCGAUAUGGGCGAUGAAGAGUGUAAAAAGAGUGAGUAAUGAAUUUUUGGGAAUAGAAAGUGAUGGCACAUCGUCAUCUUUUACUUUCUUCCCCAAAUUAAAAACUCUCACUUUUCAGAAUAUGGAUGAAUGGGAGGAGUGGGAUUAUGAGACUACAAGAAAUGGAGAAGAAGAAGGUGAUAUUACGAUCAUGCCAUCUUUGAUUUCCUUGUCAAUUCAUAGCUGCUCCAAACUGAAGGCACUACCAAACCACCUUGAUCAGAAUACAACACUGAAAAAAGAUAUUUCUCGUUGCCCUCUGCUACGCUACCGUUGA